AGAGAGAGGCUGAAGGAGUGGGGCCAUAUAAAGAGCAAUAGAACACAUGCCAGGCUUUAUCCUGCGUUCCUGUCCCGCUCAAACUACCAACACUCUCUGCCCUGACUCUCACUCACCGUUACUUACCGCACUUUUUGUUUCCACACACAGUCCCACCGACUACACUGAGUGACCAGAGAAGAUGAUGGCUGUGUCCAUGUGGAGAAUGAAUGGGCUCUGGAGAAGGGUGGCUGCAGUUCUGGUGCUCUGCACCCUGUUGCUCAGCAAUGAGGUGAUAUGUCAAGAUGAUGCAACAGUAGCUCCCGUGGCUACUACAGCUGCAGCUGACGUCGAUGCAGCAACAGACCCUAUGGCUGCAGUUGUUACAGGUUCCCCCACUGGAGGUGCCUCUGCAUCUCCCGGUGUUGCAGGCGCUGCUGCUUCUUCAACUCCAGGAGCUACCCAGUUCCCAGCAACUGUUAUUCACUUUUUACUCAGUAGUACCUUAGGGACCACUGUUAACCCCACUGUUGCAGGUGCAGGGUUAGCAGAUAACUCUCCUGCCAUUAAAGUGGUGGUGCCUGAAGUGGCAUGUGUUGGAAAAGAAGACAUCCCAGAAAGCAGUGCUGUAAAGGCCGUGGUAAAAACGGAUGAUUGUGAGGAAACUAAAAGCAUCAUUCAGAAGAAUCCUGCAGGCUGGUGCAGCUCGGACAACUGUAAUCUACAAAUCUUCCAAGAUGGCAAGACAGUGCUUGUGGCCAGUGAAGAUUCUUCUUUGGCUAUUUUGAAUGAGGCACUCCAGAGUGACAGUUUGAAAGACAAGCUGGGUGUCACAAAGGUCGGGACAUCUUCAGGUUCCUCUGUGUUUGCUGGAAUUCUGGUCACCGGUCUACUCGCCGCCCUUGCAAUCACAAUAGGUUACUUCAAAUGCCAACGCAAGCCCGAAAGCAAGGGCGUGAGGCUGGCAGAAGAGGCCUACCCAGUAGACCAGGAGAACCAGGGGAACACCCUUGCGUCUGAGGCCCCCCUCAACCCCCCUCCAGAAACCCAGGAGAAACCCAGCGUAAAUGGAGAGUCCCCCGAGGCAGCCAAGACCGAGCCACCUCCUCCCAACAAUGGCCACUCCACUGCCAAGACAGCAGACACAGAGCUGUGAAAUAGUCUACCAUUGAAUUUCAGACCAGGAACUACCCCCAAACACCCCCAUUCACACACACACACACACACACACACUUACGAAAACCAGCCUGGCUUUUUGAAUCCCCCGCUGCCCAACCACACAGCACAGUGGACAUCAGGGGCUAAACGUGUCUCCUACAUCAACACUCCUCUUGUCAUGGUUCCCUUUGACGAUGUGCCUCAGCAAACACCAGGAAAGCUAGUUUGACGACGACGGCGGCGGCGGCAGUGGUGGUGAUGGCGUUGGUAACGUCGUUGACGGCAGUCAGGCUGGAGACGACAGGGAGGGGAUGAACACUCACUAGCACUCGUCAGCACUGGCUCCCAUGGCGACUGCAGCUUGUGGAGUCACAGCUGUGCGUGCCGUCAACACCCAGCAGAGUAUUUGCUCCGCGAGUCAGGUUUAAAGUCUCAGCCAAAGCUUUUGAUUAGAGAAACACAGCGCAAGCACGCAAAAUGAAAUUGUUCCUCGGUUUAUUGAUAAGACAUGACAGGCGGGUAGACGGGAAACCAAUCACUCUGCCUUGAAAUCUGUUUACACACUUUCUCAGAGAGAAACUCCACUGGGCUCUCAUCCUGUGUGUCUGAUUGAGUUAUUGAUUGUGUGUGUGUGUGUGCGCGUGUGUGUGUAGCUGUCAGAUCCUGCAUGUGUGGGUAAACGUGUACUGGCAUACUGUGCAUGGACUGUAUAAAGCUUUUAUUUUCCUGCUUACUUUUGUUUGUGCUGUAUGCAUGUUUGGUUAGGAGUGAGAGUCUGAAUGUGCAUGUGACAUUAGCCACGGAUUUGUGUAUGUUACGUUGACCGAGUGACGUCUCACUGAGUCAGUUCCCCGCGACGAGCAUGAAGGAAUACUGAAGUUUGAAUCAUUUUUCACCAUUUCUCUUGAGCAGGGGGAGAUGUAAGGAGUUCCCCGAUCUGCUGCUGUGAACUGAAGUGAGAUUAAUCACAAAGUCAACACAAACUCCAUCCGUUUGUCAGUGUUAUUCUCUUUUCAAUAUUCUGUAUAAGCUCUUUACUAUCAGUAUUCUUUUGAGCAGCGUGUAUAAUAUUUUUUGUUUUAAUAUUGUUUUGUAUUUUGUGCGCAGACACUUGCAGUGUUCAUCUUCUUACGUUUCAUUUCAUCGCUUAAGCCGUACUAAAAUCAUGUUCACAAAGUUUGACACGGAAAGACGCUCAAGGGACUGUGACUGUUAGAAAUGAGCAUCAGGCGAAAUCGAAAUCUGUGAUUUUUCUUCUUCACUUUGGUUUGUGAGUCCACGUGGAGUCGUUUUUUUUACUGACAUGACUUUUGUUGAACUUGAACAAAGAAAAAUUAAUGAUAAGAGAAGAAUCAGAUUUCUCACUUUUUUUUUCCCUUUCUCUUCCAUUUUUGUAUAUUUUCAUUUCUAACAUUCCAGUGUUUCAUUCUACUAGCGCUCGGCAGUUUAAAUUGGAUCUAACAUGAAAAAAAAAAAUAAAAAAAGAGGAAACAACCUGA
Molecule: messenger RNA, 2636 nt
Organism: Solea senegalensis (Senegalese sole)
Lineage: Eukaryota; Metazoa; Chordata; Actinopteri; Pleuronectiformes; Soleidae
Gene: cd34
Exons: 8
Coding region: 182-1135 (317 amino acids)
Biological process (GO): cell adhesion
Cellular component (GO): membrane
Source: RefSeq, a predicted model, not a curated record